Molecule: messenger RNA, 3199 nt
Organism: Sciurus carolinensis (gray squirrel)
Lineage: Eukaryota; Metazoa; Chordata; Mammalia; Rodentia; Sciuridae
Gene: Tjp3
Product: tight junction protein 3
Exons: 21
Coding region: 12-2996 (994 amino acids)
Biological process (GO): cell-cell junction organization; cell-cell adhesion; establishment of endothelial intestinal barrier
Cellular component (GO): plasma membrane; bicellular tight junction
Molecular function (GO): cell adhesion molecule binding
Source: RefSeq, a predicted model, not a curated record
UGGGAUGGGGGAUGCGAGCGCCAAGACCGCCUCGCGGCUUCCCGGAGGCGUGUCAGGUCGGGGCGGGGCCGGCCUGGGACCUGGAGGAGGAAGAGGGGCAGGUGCAGCCGGGAGCCGCCGAGCGGGCCGAGGAGGGCGACAGCGGGGUCCCCACUCCGCCGCGACCCUGCCCAACCUCCUCCCCUACCCCGGCGUGGGGUCUGAUUGUCUGUUUCCAGGCCCCCCGCGGGCCGGGGUGCUGGCGAGCCCCAGGGUGGACCAUGGCGGUGAGAUUCCAGGUGGCAGGCAUGGAGGAGCUGACCAUCUGGGAACAGCACACGGCCACACUCUGCAAGGACCCCCACCGAGGCUUCGGCAUCGCCAUCUCUGGAGGCCGGGACCGUCCCCGCGGGCCUGGGGGAGCUGUGGUCGUGUCUGACGUGGUCCCUGGCGGGCCGGCCGAGGGCAGGCUGCUGACGGGGGACCACAUUGUGAUGGUGAACGGCGUCUCCGUGGAAAGCGUCUCGUCCACCUUCGUCAUCCAGAUCCUCAGGACCUGCGCCAAGGUGGCCAACGUGACGGUGAAACGUCCCCGGAGAGUCCAGCUGCCGGCCACCAAGUCCAGCGCCCUCGGCCCAGGGCACCAGGGCUCGGAUGAGGAGAACGGGCCUCCGCGGCUGGAGGAGGCUGACCACGGCCAGGGCUAUGAGGGCGACUCGUCCAGUGGCUCUGGCCGCUCCGGGGGCGAGCGUUCCCGCCGGGCCAGGGCUGGCCGCCGCGGGCACAGGAGCCCGGGUGGGGGCUCCGAGGCCCACGGGCUGGCCCUGGUGUCCGGCUUUAAGCGGCUGCCACGGCAGGACGUGCUGAUGAGGCCCCUGAAAUCCGUCCUGGUGAAGAGGAAGAGCGGCGAGGAGUUCGGGGUCCGGCUGGGCAGCCGGAUCUUCAUCAAGCACAUCGCGGAGUCCGGCCUGGCCGCCCGGCACCGCGGGCUACAGGAAGGAGACCUGGUCUUACAGAUUAAUGGAGUGUCCAGUGAGAAUCUGUCCCUGAGCGACACCAGGCGGCUGAUCGAGAAGUCGGAAGGGAAGCUAACUCUGCUGGUGCUCAGGGAUCAGGGGCAGUUCCUGGUGAACAUCCCUCCUGCCGUCAGUGACAGCGACAGCUCCGUCCUGGAGGACAUCUCGGACCUCACCUCAGAGUUGUCACAGGCGCCACCAUCUCACGUCCCACCGCCACCGCGUCAGGGGCCCAGGCAGCAGAGCCCGGAGGCCAGCGCAGCCGCCUCCCCCGUGGAGAGCCCCCAGCUUGGGCGGGAAAGGUCGGUGGACUCCAGAACCUUUUCAGAAGGAGACUCGCCCAGGGAGAGCAGCUGUGACGUUCACAGGGCGCCCAGUGGCCAGAGCCUGGAGGACCGCGGGUACAGCCCGGACACGCGGGUGGUCCGCUUCCCCAAGGGCGCGAGCAUUGGGCUGAGGCUGGCCGGGGGCAACGACGUGGGCAUCUUUGUGUCGGGGGUGCAGGCGGGCAGCCCCGCUGACGGGCAGGACAUCCAGGAGGGAGACCAGAUCCUGCAGGUGAACGGCACGUCGUUCCGGAGCCUGACGCGCGAGGAGGCUGUGGGGUUUCUGUUGGGGCUGCCACCGGGCGAGGACGUGGAGCUGCUGAUGCAGCGGAAGCAGGACAUCUUCCAGAAGAUGGUGCAGUCCCGCCUGGGCGACUCCUUCUAUGUCCGCACGCACUUCGAGCUGGAGCCCAGCCCGCCCUCGGGCCUGGGCUUCACGCGGGGCGACGUCUUCCACGUGGUGGACACGCUCUACCCGGGCCCCGGGCCCGGUCACCGGGGAGGCCACUGGCUGGCGGCGCGCAUGGGCCGCGACCUUCGGGAGCAGGAGCGGGGACUCAUCCCCAGCCAGAGCAGGGCGGAGCAGCUGGCCAGCCUGGAGGCCGCGCAGCGGGCGGUGGGCCUGGGGCCCGGCUCCUCCGGGGGCUCCAACGCGCGCGCUGAGUUCUGGCGGCUGCGGGGUCUCCGUCGAGGAGCCAAGAGGACGACUCAGCGCAGCCGCGAGGACCUGUCCGCCCUGACCAGGCAGGGCCGCUACCCGCCCUACGAGCGCGUGGCGCUGCGAGAAGCGAGUUUCAAGCGCCCAGUGGUGAUCCUGGGACCCGUGGCAGACAUAGCUAUGCAGAAAUUGACAGCGGACAUGCCUGAUCAGUUUGAAAUCGCAGAGAGCAUGUCCAGGACCGACAGUCCCAGCAAGAUCAUCAAACUGGACACCGUGCGGGUGAUCGCCGAGAAAGACAAGCACGCGCUCCUGGAUGUGACGCCCUCGGCCAUCGAGCGCCUCAACUACGUGCAGUACUACCCCAUCGUGAUCUUCUGCUCCCCGGAGAGCCGGGCGGCCCUCAAGGCCCUGCGCGAGUGGCUGGCACCUGCCUCCCGCCGCAGUUCCCGCCGCCUGUACACACAGGCGCAGAAGCUGCGGAAGCACAGUGGCCACCUCUUCACGGCCACCGUCGCCCUGAAUGGCACAAGUGACUCCUGGUACCAGGAGCUCAAGGCCAUCGUCCAGGAGCAGCAGACCCGGCCCAUUUGGACGGCCGAGGACCAGGUGCCGGGGCGAGCCCAGCAGGCGCAGGACCACCUGGACCUGCCUGGCCUCAGCCUGGCCGACAGUGCCGCCGACCUCAGCUGUGACAGCCGAGCAAACAGCGACUACGAGGACACGGACGGGGAGGGCGGGCCCCUCACGGACCUGGACGAGGGGCCCCAGGCCCUGGCCCUGGCCCGGUCCUCAGAGCCUGUGCAGCUGGACGAGCCCCUGAGCCCCAGGGACUGUGGGGGGCUCCCAGCUCACCAGGGCUCCCAGGUGGACAGCAGUCGCCCCCAGGGCCAGUGGCGACAGGAUAGCAUGAGGACAUACGAACGGGAAGCCCUACGGAAAAAGUUCACUAGAGCCCGAGAUGUGGACUCCUCCGACGAGGACGGCUACGACUGGGGCCCGGCCACAGACCUGUGACCGCCCAGGCGCCUCCUCCCUACAGCCGAUCCCCUGCAGCACCUGGAACCGGCUCCCGGGAGCUGGCGAACAGGAUUUUUCUGGUUCCUAGUGACUUCUGGGAAGGACGGGGGGUGAGAGGGUGGGCCACACCUUCCUCUCUCGGCCCCACAGAUCCUGAUCCAAAACUCUGCCCAUUCAAUAAACCUUUAAUUUUUUACAUU